Messenger RNA from Phacochoerus africanus (Common warthog), 2690 nucleotides. It is a transcript of the gene CAPN13, whose product is annotated as calpain 13. Gene Ontology annotation, cellular component: cytoplasm. Bases 206 to 2212 code for a protein of 668 amino acids. The transcript is spliced from 23 exons. Gene Ontology annotation, biological process: proteolysis. The record is from RefSeq and is a predicted model, not a curated record. Lineage: Eukaryota; Metazoa; Chordata; Mammalia; Artiodactyla; Suidae. Gene Ontology annotation, molecular function: calcium-dependent cysteine-type endopeptidase activity.
AGGCAACAGUAGCGCUGCCCAGACGGACCGCCAGCCCUUUCUCCAAAGUGACUGCCACUGUCCUGGCCACCAGUCCCCUGCGCCCUUCUCCAUCCUGCAAAGCUGCUGCUGCUGAGCUGUGGGGCCCACCCUGCAGGAAUCCUGCCGACUAAGCUCCGUCAUCUGGGAAACAGGGGAAGACCUUUUACCUUUUCUAAGGAGAGUCAUGGCACGCAACCAGGAGCCUCUAACCCAAACCUCUGUCAUCAAGCUCAAGGAACAGGACUUUUACUCCUUGCGGGAUCAUUGCCUAAAAAGAGGAGUGCUAUUUGAGGAUGAGACGUUUCCUGCUGACACUUAUUCCAUAGGUCUACAGCUGCUCAAGGGCAAGAACCUCUCCAACCUAAGCUGGAUACGCCCCAAGGAUUUAUUGAAGGGUAAAUCAGAGCCUCACUUCAUCCUGGAAGGUGCCAGCAGAUUCGACAUCCAACAAGGAGAUGCAGGAGAUUGCUGGUUCCUGGCAGCACUGGGCUCCUUGACACAGAACCCACAGCAUCUGCAGAAGAUCUUGACAGAUCAAAGCUUUUCCUACCACUAUGCGGGGAUUUUCCUUUUCCGGUUCUGGCAGUGUGGCCAGUGGGUGGAAGUGGUGAUCGACGACCGCCUACCUGUCCUGAACAAGGAGUUCCUCUUUGUGCAUCCUCGCAACAAACGGGAGUUUUGGCCGUGCCUGCUGGAGAAAGCUUACGCCAAGUUUCAUGGGUCCUAUGCCAACCUGCACUAUGGCUACCUCUCUGACGCCCUGAUGGACCUCUCGGGAGGGGUGGUCACCAACAUCCGCCUGCACUCCUCCUCGUCUGACCUAAUGAUGAUGGUGAAGACAGCAGCCGAGGCAGGCUCUCUCAUGACCUGCGGCACCCUGGCCGGGCCCACCAGUGAGUCCACGAUGAUGAUGAAUGGGCUGGUGAGUCGGCAUGCCUACACGGUGACUGGCGCCGAGAAGAUUCAGUACAGGAAGAGCUGGGAAUAUCUUAUCCGCCUGUGGAACCCCUGGGGCAGGAUGGAAUGGAAAGGACCCUGGAGUGAUGGGUCUCCAGAGUGGCAGGAAACCCAUGACCCACGGAAAAGCCAACUGUAUGAGAAUAAGGACAAUGGCGAGUUUUGGAUGUCAUGUCGAGAUUUCCAAGAGAACUUCUCCUGCCUAUUUGUAUGUAACCAAGUUCCAAUCAGCCUGGACCAUGGAAACACGCCCCAUGAAAGAUGGUCCCAAGUGACGCUUAAGAACCACAUAAUCCCAGGAAAUACUGCAGAACCCCAGAGGCAGCACGUCUUCUCUGUGCCAGACAGCAUGGAAACCAACAAUGUCAUCGUGUCCUUCAACAUCAAGCCACAAAAUGUAAAGGCAAAAGGCAGGACCUUUCCACUAAAGUUCGAGGUGUUCAAGGUUGACUCUCAGUUCCAGCUCUUCGGAGAGAGGUUGCCGUCCACCUUUUUUUCCACGUUCAGAAUUGCCGAGAAGGGCAUCGUUUCUGAAACCACGCGCAACCUUACCGAGUGCUUCAGCCUGAGCCCUGGGACCUACGUGGUGGUCGUCUCCCCAGAUAGAGAAGCAGUUGAGUUCCUGCUCCGCAUCUUCCUGAAGAUGCCGGACAGUGACAGGAACCAGGACAGCAAUCUCAACCUCAGACCACUGAAGAUCCAGGCAAGUCUUCCAGAAAAUGACACCCCACAGAGCAUGUUCUACAGAUACGCUCAGCAGGGACCGUUCUUGGACGCUACCCAGCUUCAGAGUCUCCUCAACCAGGAAUUCCUGAAAGGAUCUCCAGGGGACACAUUCUCUUUGGAUGAGUGCCGGAGCAUCGUGGCUCUGAUGGAUCUGGAGGUGAACGGGCGGCUUAACGAACAGGAGUUUUCGAGGCUGUGGCGCCGUCUUGUCCACUGCCAGAGUGUUUUCUGGAACGCCCAGAAGAACUCCGGAGUUUUCCUGAGCUCAGAUUUGCAGAAGGCCAUACAGGACACAGACUUCCUUGCAGGGGUCUCUGUCACCAGCGAGCUUCUGGACCUCAUGAGCCUCCGUUACAGCGACAGCACCGGCAGGGUCAGCUUCCCCAGCCUGGUCUGCUUCCUGAUACGGCUCGAAGCCAUGGCCAAAGCUUUCCAGAAUCUCUCCCAGGAUGGAAAAGGACUCUACCUGACAAAAAUGGAGUGGAUGAACCUGGUGAUGUACAACUGAAGCAAGCAGUAGAACAGACCCCAGAGCCCAGGACAAGUCCCAAGAAUCUGGCUCCUGUUCCAGUGGGCUGUGCCGCUCCCGUGGGUGUGCUGUGUCAAAGCCUGCCCUGCCUGGAACAUAGUCAAAGCCACCUUUGAGGAGCCUAGGCUGGGUCCUCGGCCGGGUCAAGCUCUGGUGAACCUGAGGUCACCGAACAAGUCAUCUGAACACUUUGGGACACCAGCCUGGACUCCCUGGAGAAUGAAGCCAGAGAUGUUCCCUUGUGGGGAAUCAGGAGAGAGGCUGCAUCUCAGACCCCUCCCAUUAGGCCACCCCAUUUCUUGGAAAAGCCAGAAGGAACCAGCCUGCCCACCCACAGGGCGCUGUGCGUGACACAAGAGCAGUCCGUCUGGCAUUUGCAGAAUUAAUCAUACCCUCCACUGUCUGAAUCCCAACUGUUUCACAGCCAAAUGGCAAAAUAAAACAUGGUUCUCAGAAA